AUGCGACACAGAGAAUUGGAGAAGAGGCGCGCAACCCAAACAUACAUCUCUACCUUGCAAGAUCGUAUCAAGCAGUUAGAAAGCCCCCAGACCCCUGAAAGAGCGUUUGGGUCAAGUCAGACUAUUGAGCAUGGAGCCCUAUCCUCUAUCUCACCAACUACCACACAUUCUGCGACGCCCAUUGAAUCUUCACGAUCAUCGCAAUGCCAGGAUCCGUUCGUUCAUCGCUCUCGGGGUGGUCCAACUCGGGAGAUCACCGGGCGGACCAAUAACGGUGGUGGUAUGAGAGAUGGCGUCAAUGCCAUGAUGGGUGCAGUUGAAGAAGGCCGUGCCAGCCAAGGCUUUUUCGGCAGCUCCAGUGCCGCUGGCUUCAUGCGUCAAAUCAAGACUGCAGUCGAUAGAAGAGUUACAUCGCCUGACAAACGACCUUCAGCUCCUAACAUUGCUCUUCAUUCCAGUCUCUUGGCAGGACAACGCAACGAACGAAUUCCGUCAUCGGCGCCAAACUAUGUUCUGCCCCCUCGGAGAAUGGCUGAUAAACUGAUGGAGGUAUACUGGGACUAUGUGUUCCCGCUGUACCCAUUCAUCGACAGUGUUCACAUGAAAAUGGAAUACACAAAAAUUUGGCAGGGGGAACCCUUGCAUUACGACGAGAAUAUGGUGAUGUGCACAUUCAACGUGAUAUUUGCAUUAGCCAGUAAAUUGGCGGAUUUCAUCGCACCUGAAGAGAGAGAGACAUCCGCCGACGCCUAUUUCUCUCGGGCAAAAGAACUCCUGCAGUUUAAUCUCUGGGAUACAGGGUCCGCCGGAUUGAUUCAAUGCCUUCUGCUGAUGGCCCAGUACCUACAGAGCACUGAUUAUUCACAUCAAUGUUGGAUCUGCACAGGGCUUUCGAUUCGCAAUGCCCAGAGUUUAGGCAUUCAUCUACCUCAGACAAUCGCCAAUAUUCGCACUCCUAGUGAGCGACAACUGGCUCGGAAGAUCUGGCACGGGUGUGUGCUCAUGGACCGCGUUAUAUCCAUGACCUUUGGGCGACCAGCUAUGAUAUCAAAAGCUUCCAGUGGAGCCGUUCCGCUACCAAUCACGGUGGAUGAUGAGUUCAUCUCCGCUGCGAGUGCCGAUGAGCCGACUCAACCGGCAGAACGGCCAUCCAUGAUGGCAUUUUACGCACAGACCCUAGAAUUAUACGAGAUAAUGAACGACGUCCUUCUCAGUCUAUACAAGCCGGCCCCAGACGAAAGUGCGGAAGACAUACACGAUUUCUACUUCAACAAUUCUGCUGGGGAAGGAGAGAGAACAAUAUUCGAGUUAGAUCGCUCCCUUACCCGGUGGACGAGAUGCCUUCCCCCACAUCUUCGUGGAGACUCUUCAGUCAGCGCACAAGAGAACUCCAUAUUCUUUCGCCAGGGAAUAGUCUUACACGCGAGGUUUUUACACGUGAGGAUGUUGCUAUUCCGGCCAACACUUGCAAAGUAUUGUGCCGCACGGGAUAAUGCCACAACCCACUCGAUGAUUCCAAUCAGUGACUCGUUCCCUCGCAGAGUUGCCUUGCAAUGCUCUGUUAUCUGCGUUAAGGUAGCGCAGGAAUCCAUUGAGCUCAUUUAUACACAUGUACCCUCUGACGGCACCGGCGGGCCCCUCCCUGCAUGGUGGUAUAACAUAUUAUAUAUCUACACCGCCGCCACUGUUUUGAUCGCUGGUCGGCUAUCUCCCGCAAUCCUCACCGAGAUUUCAGAACCAUCGAUCACUCGUUCAUGGAAUUGUGCUUUGGAAAUACUUCGCAAAUACCAAAGUCACAGCACGUCUGCUAGGCGCUGUGUGGCCGCGCUUGAAAUUUUGUAUGAGCAGGUUGUCUCUGAGGGACAGCCUCCAACCGACACCAGCUCCCAUGACCUCGCCUCCAACAUUACCAAUACCUUGAAUGAUAUACCCUUCGGUGAAGGAAUACAUGCAGCUAUGAUGGAUGGAUUUGAGUUCCCAGACUUCCAAGAUAUGUCCUGGUUGAAUAGUGUUCCGAGCAAUCUGUUCUAG
Molecule: messenger RNA, 2031 nt
Organism: Penicillium subrubescens
Lineage: Eukaryota; Fungi; Ascomycota; Eurotiomycetes; Eurotiales; Aspergillaceae
Product: transcription factor domain-containing protein
Exons: 8
Coding region: 1-2031 (676 amino acids)
Biological process (GO): DNA-templated transcription; positive regulation of transcription from RNA polymerase II promoter by galactose
Cellular component (GO): nucleus
Molecular function (GO): DNA-binding transcription factor activity, RNA polymerase II-specific; RNA polymerase II cis-regulatory region sequence-specific DNA binding; zinc ion binding
Source: RefSeq, a predicted model, not a curated record